AUGUCGUUUUAUUUUAUAUUGUCGAGACGUGGUCGCCCGCGCAAAUCCAGAUCUCAAGUUGAGGGUAACUCAAAUCCUAACCCCAAUCCAAUGGAUGGUGAAAGUGAACCCAAUAUUGUUGAUGUGGUCCGUCAGACCAUGUCAAGUAUCAUGCCUACAUAUCUGCAGCAAGCUAUUCAGGCUAUGCAACAAGCAGCGCAAAAUCUUCCUUCAAACCCAAAUCCUGUUCCUACACCAAAUACUGGAAUUCCUGCAUCCAGUUCGGGUAACCCAAUGGGUGAAAUAUAUAUAUGGCUUGAAAGGUUUAACAAACAAAAACCUCAGUCUUUCUCAAUUUCCAUAGAUUCUGUGGAUGCCGAACAUUGGAUUCGACACAUAGAAAAAAAUUUCAAUGUCUUAGAGGUUCCAGAUCAGUAUCGGGUCCGUUUGGCUACUUAUAUGUUUGAGAAAGAAGCCAAUAACUGGUGGGAAUCUUGUAUCCAAACUGAUCCAUCUGUUAAAGACUUGUCUUGGAAUAAUUUCAAAGAAUUUUUCUUCAAGCAAUACUUUACCUCGGCUGAUCGCGAUGCUUAUGUGCGGGAAUAUGCUACUAUCCAACAAGGCGAGGAAGAAACAAUUACUGACUACAUGGUGCGGUUUCUUAAAUUUUCUCGUUUUGCAGGAAAUACUGCAGGCACUCAAGUCCAACAAGCUGACAAAUUUAAAUGGACUUUGAACUCGAGGUAUAAAGAUCGUCUCUUGAAUCAUCCUUUUAAUACCGUUACUGAAGUGGCCGACGCUGCAAAKAAUAUUGAUCGGUCACGACAACAAUGGUUAACUUCACGCGUUGAAAAUAAGAAACGCAGAUCUGAAUCUUUCUACCGAAGCAACCCUCAUUUUGUAAAAUCAAAGUUGAGUAACGAUACUAAAAAAAGCUCGAGUCUAUUCAUGCCACGACUUCCAUUGUUAUCUAGUAGUGGGAGUCAAAAUGUUUCUAGCCCUAUUAUUAGUUGUGAUCGAUGCAAUCUAAAACAUCGACUGGGUCCGUGUUUAAGGAUGACCGGUUCCUGUUUCAAUUGUCGAAAACAAGGUCACAUGCCAAAAGAUUGUCCCAAAGCUCAGAUCCAAACUGACAAAGGGAAAGGUAAACAUCCAAGUAUUAGUGGACGAGUCUUUGCAUUACCUGGCAGCAAAUCUCAACCGGGUAUGAUUUCGGGUCAUGUUAAAUUAAUUGAUUUAUCUGUUUAUGUUUUGUUUGAUACUGGUGCGACACACUCAAUUGUUUCUGAACAAUUAAAAUCCCGAUUAAAACCAUACGAGCAAACCACCGAUUUUCCAGUGGUAAUAUCUACUCCAAUGGGUGGUUCAAUYUGUGUSCUAACUCRUUUUUCCAACUGUCCGUUGCUUAUUGGGGACUGCAUACGAGAGGUCACUUUGCUUCCAAUGCAUAUGUCCUACUUCGAUUUAAUAUUGGGUAUGGACUGGUUGUCAUGCCACCGGGCAACAAUAGGCUGUAAUGCUAAACAAAUUCUAUUUGGGGAUAUAGACAACCCAGAGGCAAUAUUCCAAGGACGUACUCCAAAAGAAGAUGUUAGUGCAGUAGUCUCUAUUACUGUGAAGCAAUAUACAUGGCAAAACAAUGAAA
This is a messenger RNA of Cynara cardunculus var. scolymus (artichoke), 1624 nucleotides long. RefSeq lists its product as uncharacterized. The transcript has a single exon. The record is from RefSeq and is a predicted model, not a curated record. Gene Ontology annotation, molecular function: zinc ion binding; nucleic acid binding; aspartic-type endopeptidase activity. NCBI's taxonomy places the organism in Eukaryota, Viridiplantae, Streptophyta, Magnoliopsida, Asterales, Asteraceae. Gene Ontology annotation, biological process: proteolysis. The annotation marks the transcript as partial.